Molecule: messenger RNA, 2445 nt
Organism: Diorhabda sublineata
Lineage: Eukaryota; Metazoa; Arthropoda; Insecta; Coleoptera; Chrysomelidae
Product: homeobox protein H17-like
Exons: 4
Coding region: 616-1026 (136 amino acids)
Biological process (GO): regulation of DNA-templated transcription
Molecular function (GO): DNA binding; DNA-binding transcription factor activity, RNA polymerase II-specific
Source: RefSeq, a predicted model, not a curated record
UAAAAAGCAUUGGUAUAGCAUUGGGUUUAAAUUAAUAUUUAUAUAUAAAAUAUUGAAAACAAUAUUGAACUUUAUAAUAUUUUCAUUAGUAAUUUCAAUAUUAAAAGAUUAACUACUCUAACUACUAAUUAACUAUUAACGAUAUAUCGAAAUAUAUUGUAUCGAUCUUUUUAAAGAGUAUCGAUAUAUUAUGUAUAAUAAAUGUGGUUAACUUUAGUCGUUAGUGUUAUUUUGAUGUGUAAGUGAAUUAGUUUUGUGUUCUUUACGACUUUGUUACACAAAAAAUUGAACAAUAAAUUUUAUUACAUAUACGAGGUUGGAUCAAAAAGUUUAAUACAAUUGUGUUAGUGAGAAUUGUCAGAUCUAGAUCAAUACAUCAUUAUUGUGUUAAAGUUUGUGGUUGUUAUGUAUUAGUUUUGAAAAAAUGUGUUAGAACGAUCGUGACGUCCUUCGAUUUCUAAAACAUACGAAAAUGUGCAAAAAAGUGUACGAAUAUUUAUCAAUUUAUAACGAUAUUUCGUAUCCUUUCCUAACUGCAGUCUAUACACUCAUCACAAUUAUUAGUGGACUAACAUUUUGUGCAAAAGGGAAGAAGUUAUUGGAAAUGUUGCUCUUAUGAAGUGUACUAGAUUUUGUCCCCCGAGGGUACCAAGAGUCCAAAGAAAAGAGCCCCCUACUAAGAGACAGCUUGGUCGAUAUCCAAGAAUACCCUUCACCAACGAACAGAUCGCCAUUUUAGAAGAAAAAUUUCAAGAGAGUCCUUAUUUGAGCAGCGAAGAAGCUUCUAAUCUCUCGAAGAAACUACAACUGACGGACGUCAAGGUUAAAAUUUGGUUCCAGAAUAGAAGAGCGCGAAAAAGAAGAGAAGAAAUGGGACAGAGUAGGAAAGAAGAAGUGACCAGGCGCGAAAGUAGGGAAAUGGUGGAAAGUACGACCGGUACUAGUCAUUUUGAACGAAGAAGCGCCUCGGCGACUCCAUUUUUUUACGUUAGUCCUUCGAAUGUGCUUGAAUUGGGACAUCGGUGAUAUAAUAUAAAUGUAUAUAUGUAAAAUUGUAUAUAAUUCUUGUAAUAAAUUCCGUUUUUCAAUAAUUAUUUGACGUUUUUCUUAACCUAACCUCACUUUUCAACUAUAAGUUUCAAAAUAAAUUUUGAUUUAAAAAAGGCUGUAAAUUAAUAUUGUACACCACUGAUGUAUUUUAUUAUAAUCUUCUAAACAAACUUAACGGCUUUAAGUAAUUCCGUUAAGAAAAGUAUGUUAACUACAUACAAAGCUCAAUAGCUACAAUCGUUUAUUACUAGACAUGGUAAGUACAAUAAUUUUACGUUUCAUUUUAUAAGAAAAUUUCAAAGUACAAUCAUAACUUACUUUAUAAUCAAUAAUUACAAAUAAAUAUAGAAUAUAAAUACCAAUUGGGCAUGUAUACAAACCAUUUGCAGUUUUUAUUUAAGUCAGAUUCUAAAUAAUUGGAAAUUACAUUCACUCUGUAUACAUCAAAGUAGUAUCCGGUAAUUAAAGUUUAUGUUCCAAAUUUAUAUCAACUUGAUUCAUAUUUACAAAAUCGUCACAGAGUUUUUAAUAUUUUCCAUUAGUUUUACUCGUAUUUAUCACUAUUUAAAUCUUAAAUUAAAACUAAUUUUACUCGUCUAUUUUCCGAUCUUCUUUUUUCACACUCAAAAAAGUCUUGUACGAUAUUUUCACUUAGUAACUAUAGAUAAUCAAUAAAGUUAACGAAUAAAAAUAACUCUUUUGUUUUUAAUUCUCUAUGGAUCACUCUACUUCUUUUUUAUCUCUUUAUAUCAUAUUUCUAAUAACCUUAAAAUAGGUACUAAAAUAUUUUAUUUCAUUUUUAAUUAUGUAUUUAUUACAUAUACAGAUUUUAAUUUAACAAAAAAUAAAUGUAGUUACAGAUAUCAUUUGUUGUUCAGUUGAUCUCGUUAAUUCUACUUGUGGUUUGUGACGAAAAACUUGCAAAAGAAAAUGAAAAAACGAAUUUUAACAAUACAAAUAUUAGUGGACAAGAAAGAGGAGGAAGACAAUUAAUCUAUUACAACCCCAUUGAGGCAGAUCAUAAAAGAUAUACGGGAUGGGCAGUAUCUAAUAACAAACGAAAUGAUAACAGAUACAAUCCAUACAAUCAGCUAAAUUCUUAUAGAAGACAAGCUUUUUUCCCAAUAAAAAAUAGAAAUCCCGUUAGUUCAUAUAGUAAUCAACAAAACACUUUUCAAAAUCGCAUUCCUUCCAAUCGGCGGCGGCCGACGGUUAUUAGAAGACCCAGUGGAAACAUUAUUGGUACCAGGACAACGAAAAAACCCGUUUCCAAAAAGAAAUUUAAACCUUCAUUCAUUAUGAUGUGAGAUUCUAUUCUUAUAAAUGAGUUAUUUCAUAUAAUAUAUACAAAUCAAAAAGAAAAUAUCGAAUAAAUUUAAUGUUAUGAAAGAUAAA